Molecule: messenger RNA, 1043 nt
Organism: Oryzias latipes (Japanese medaka)
Lineage: Eukaryota; Metazoa; Chordata; Actinopteri; Beloniformes; Adrianichthyidae
Gene: tcf15
Product: transcription factor 15
Biological process (GO): regulation of transcription by RNA polymerase II; developmental process
Molecular function (GO): RNA polymerase II transcription regulatory region sequence-specific DNA binding; protein dimerization activity; DNA-binding transcription factor activity, RNA polymerase II-specific
Source: RefSeq, a predicted model, not a curated record
AAUCUGCGCUGUCAGCUCCUCCCAUCCAGCUAUAAGAGGCCAGCUGACCUGCUGCUCUGCGUCCAUCGUCAAUGAAGCCGACGCAAACUGACUUGUGAUAAAGUCGGUCACCCCAGCUUUACAACAACGGCUUUUCCUCUGUUGAAUUCUGCGCCGUCUGGAGAUGUGAGGACGACGCCCGGGUUUGGAUUCGGACCGCGCGCAGACAGACGGAUUUUGGAGCUGUUAACUCUGCAUCAUGACUUUUGCCAUGCUGCGGCCCAUGGCGACGCACUUGAUCUAUUCGGACUUCACAGUGACCUCCGAGGACGACGAGAACCGCAGCGAGAGCGACGGCAGCUCGGAGCAGAGUUACUGCGGAUCCUCAGAGAAACGGCGACGCGCGUCGCGCAAGCUGGAGGGCGACACGGCGGUGGUGAUAAAGCAGAGGAGCGCAGCCAACGCGCGGGAGAGAGGCCGGACCCAGAGCGUCAACACCGCCUUCACUGCCCUGCGGACUCUCAUCCCGACUGAGCCUGUGGACAGAAAGCUUUCCAAGAUCGAAACCCUCCGACUGGCUUCCAGCUACAUUUCCCACCUCGCCAACGUGCUUCUCACCGGGGACGGCUGCGCCGACGGACAGCCGUGCCUCGGCGGCCACGCGCAGGGGGAGAGCGGGGGGAGGCAACCGCGGACCAUCUGCACCUUCUGCUUAAGCAACCAGAGAAAAGGGAUCAAAGAUGGAAAAGACUGCUUGAAAAUGCGAGGGCUGGCUCAGCUAAGAAUGAGGCGCUGACUGAUGUUCAGUGGAAAGAUGAGCAACCUGCAAAUCCUCAAAGACUUUCUCAGGGAAGAGUGGAAGCUGGUUUUACAGACGCGGGCACUCUGUGCUUUGUGCACACGCUGGAUGAAAAGGUGGAACGAAAGAAAAGACUAUUUAUUCUUGAUUCAAAAAUCCUUAGGGCUUUCAAAGAUGCAGUGCAUUUGUUUGAAAUGUUCGAGUAUUCGUCUUUGUCAUUUUGUCUGGCAGAAGUUUUAAAUAAAAUUUAUUUUAUCAAAAGAAA